GAGAUUGGUUAAGCCUGUUGUGUUUGUAACAUGUGGAACAAGGGUGCUCUGCUGCAGCCAUCCCUGUAUCGAUCGCCCUCUGGCCUGAUUUAGUUCAGACCUGACACAUAUUGACUAAAUGAAGGACAAUCUAUUUCACAAUCGAACCAGUCCAACGCUUCAUAAUAUCUCCCUCCAAAUAGAAGUUCAAAUGCUCCAGACACUGUCUGAACCAGACCUGCAGGAAGGAGUUUCUGGUGAGGUGAGGAUGUCUGGAGCAGAAACUUCCACCGACAGGGAGGAGGACUACAGGUUCCUCCACAGCAUGCUGAUGGAGAAGAAGGUUCACCUACUUUUUAAGAUUCACGAGCGGUUGAGACGUUUUGAGGAAUGGAGCCCUGUCCCUGUCCAGGAGCACGCAGCCAGUUUGGCCUCAGAAUUGGCAGAGGAGCUCCUUAACCAAGGCUGGAGAGAGGAAGUCAAAAAUCUGUUUGCCCUCAUUUCCAAACCCCACUUCAAGAACUUCCUGCACGUCCAUGACGCCGUGGCUCAGAGAGACUUUGAGCCAGUGCUGCCACCCGUCCCUGAUGAUGCGCUGGAGGACGAGGAAGAUUCAGUCAAAAUUGUCAGCCUGGUGAAAACCAUAGAGCCACUGGGGGCUACAAUAAAGACAGACACAUCCACUGGAGCUAUUGUGGUGGCGAGGAUCAUGAGAGGAGGAGCGGCUGAUAAAAGUGGUCUGAUCCAUGAAGGAGAUGAGCUGAAGGAGGUGAAUGGAGUUUCUCUGGAACGCAGAAAACCAAAGGAGAUCCUUCCUCUUCUGCUUUGUUCCGAGGGUGAUGUUAAAUUCAAAAUAAUUCCUGGAUCGUCUAAGGAGGACAGGAACACAGCAAAGGUGUUCAUGCGGGCUUUGUUUGACUACAAUCCCAUGGAUGAUCCUACAGUCCCUUGUAAAGAUGCUGCCAUGGCCUUUAAAUGGGGCGAUAUUCUUCAGGUUGUCAGCAUGGAAGACGACACCUGGUGGCAGGCCCGUCACCAUGGAGAUGGCAGCAGCUGGGCAAGUCUCAUCCCCUCAAAGCAACUGCAUGAAAAAAGAAUUGUACUACAGCGACCCAAAGCUCUGUUCAAGCCUCGGCGUGUCAGCCCUCCAGAUGAUGAUGAUGAUGAUGAUGAUGAUGAAGUUCCUCCAGUGACAGAGCAAGCAGACUAUGGAGCUAUAACUGGGAUCCACAUAGCUGGCUUAAGGUGGAGUUUUCGACUUGGAAAAAAAAGUAGCAACAGAUCCAGAAAGAGAGGUCAAAUUCGAAGGUGGAGCUACGAAGCAUGCAGUAGAGUCUGCAUCCCUACCUACAUAGAGGUGAUACCCUGCAGUAGUGAGCCAAAGGACAGAAGACAUCUUGUUGUCCUGGCUGGGCCAAGUGGUGUGGGUGUUACUGAACUGAAGAGGAGGCUGGUGAUCUCAGACCCUGACCGCUAUGGCGUCAGUGUGCCAUAUACUACACGCGAGAGGAGGAAUCAGGAAAGCGAUGGGGUGGAAUAUCAUUUUGUCUCAAAUCAAGUGUUUGAAGAACAGCUUCUGGAUCAUAGGUUUGUAGAAUACGGAGUUUAUAAAGGUCACUACUAUGGGACAAAUCUAGACUCUGUGCAUAGAGUGAUGGCUGAAGGCAAAAUCUGCCUCCUGGAUCUACACCCUAGUAAAAUAAAACACUUGUACAAUUCUAAAUUCCAACCGUACGUGGUGUUUGUGAAACCCCCCGGGAUUGAGGAGCUACGCCUGACCAGGAGGAGAGCUAAGUUUGUCUGUGAUGAAGGAAGCUUCAACAUGGUCAAGAUCUUUUCAGAGGAGGAUUUUGAGGACAUGAUUGACUCGGCUGAACUUCUGGAGAGGCAGUACGGUCACCUGUUUGACAAGCUGAUCGUUAACGGAGACAUUGCCACAUCAUUUAAGCAGUUGAAAAUGGAGCUUGAAAAGAUGGUGGAGGCAGAGGUCCGGUGGGUCCCUGCAGACUGGAAUGAUUCUACACCAACAAAACCAUGGAGGAGCUGCAGUUAUUUGACCAGUUGGAAUUGAACGGAGAUCACAGGAACAGACACUGGCUUUAAGAUCGUCCACUUUAGUUUCCACGUGAUUCGUUUAAACAUCUUGCCUAAUUGGCUAUCUCACAGUUUUACCAACAAUAACUCAUGAGAUCAUGAUGGUGUUUUACAUUUUUUUGCUUUUGAGUCAUAUUUUGAGCAUGUUUUCAACACCUUUGAUGUGUGUGCGUGCGUGCGUGUGUGUGUGUAAUCAAUUAGACAUCAUUUUUUCCUG
Messenger RNA from Nothobranchius furzeri (turquoise killifish), 2290 nucleotides. RefSeq names its product MAGUK p55 subfamily member 7. Gene Ontology annotation, cellular component: plasma membrane; cell-cell junction. The record is from RefSeq and is a predicted model, not a curated record. Gene Ontology annotation, biological process: protein localization to adherens junction. NCBI's taxonomy places the organism in Eukaryota, Metazoa, Chordata, Actinopteri, Cyprinodontiformes, Nothobranchiidae. Gene Ontology annotation, molecular function: protein binding.